Molecule: messenger RNA, 1769 nt
Organism: Drosophila ananassae
Lineage: Eukaryota; Metazoa; Arthropoda; Insecta; Diptera; Drosophilidae
Product: homeobox protein 5
Exons: 1
Coding region: 29-1624 (531 amino acids)
Source: RefSeq, a predicted model, not a curated record
ACUUACAUCUUUCAAGGGGUUUUUGAGCAUGCUCAUUAUUUCCCAUCUCCAAUCGAAUCUGCAACAAAAAAAAUCUGAAAAUUGUAAUUUUUCGAGUAUUCCUUCCUUUUUGAGCUGUUCCGAAGGAAUGUCUGAGAACGAGGUCGUGGAAGAUGCUCCGGCGGAGCCUAACGCCAGCAAUGAUGAAUCUUCUAAGGAGGAAGAAGGAAAACCGAAAAUGUCAUUUGCCGAUUGGAAAAAGUGUAAAGAAGCUCUCAAGCCGGAAUCAAAAACUGGACAAAAACGUAACAAUAAUAUUAAUAAUAACAACGGAAAUAACAAUGGACGCAAGCAAUGGCCACGCAACGAUAACACACAAUUUCAGCGGAAUAAUAACUAUAAUCAGGAUCGGAAUUUUCAGCCGUUGAGCAGACCUCCACCUCUGCCCAUGCAGUUGUCUAUGGGCUUCGACAAUAACUUUGGACCUGGACCUUGUGGACCGCCCUUCGGAGGACCAUUUGGGCCAAUGGGACCGGGUGGUCCAAAUGGACCCUGUGGCCCAAUGGGACCCUUUGGACCAGGUCCCUUUGGACCAGGUGGACCCUGUGGACCGAUGGGCCCUGAGAACUAUGGUCCGGGACCUCGAAAUAAUUGCAACCGACCGCUGGAGCCGCCCCCGUUUUGGGAUGACAUGAUGUCGCCACAACAACGACAACCACCCAUGCAGCCUCCGAUGCCAAAAUGUCCAAGUCUUUGGAAUCUGAUGCCCAAGGAUCGCACUCAGCAACGUCAAAAUCGCGGCAAUCAACAAAACCAAAAUAGCAACAACAAAAAGUUCAAACCCAAUAAUCGCGGAGGUAACAAGAAUUCGAAUGAUUCCAACCUAAUGCCUCCACCGCCUCCACCGAGUGAAGAUUCAAGUAACAACUCGCAGGGAUCGAACGGGUCGCAACCAUCGAAAAAGCUGAAGCGGAGUGGCGCUUUUGUGCAAAUUAACGGACAGUGGAUUCAGAAACCGGAAGCACCGCUUCCACUAGAUGAAGCACCACCAGGUACUAAGGAAGAACGCCAGCGCCAAUGGAAGGAGUAUCGUCAAGCGAUGAAGCCUUUCAAGAAUCGUGAGUUCCACAACCAGAAGCGUACUGUCCAGCGUUUGGGAAAGCUUCCACGCGAUCAGCUGGACGAGGUGCAGCUAGAACGCUUGCAGAAGGCCGAAGAGUAUAUCGGAGCCCACAAAGCCAUGCUGACUAUCAAACAUGCAGAGCGCUGGGUGCAACAGGAAGAUGGUAAGAAAGUAAGCGAUCCCGCUAAGGGUCAAGUUUUCGUACGCAAGACUGCAAAUACAGGAAAUUAUUGGGACAUGACGAAAAUGGGCCCGAACACCAGCAAUGGCUUUGAUCCCAAGCAGCCUUUCUUUAGUUCUGGACGACCUAUUACGGGAGGGGCAGAAGCCCUCGCAGUCAACUUAGCAUCGCUCCCACCACCACCACCGCCACCAGAUACACCGCCAUCAAAUCAAGGGUACAACAGCUCUUGGCCCACUGGAUCCACCUCCAGUAAUAAUACUGGUUUGAAUUGCAAUCCAUCAUAUUACAGUCAUUACAGCAAUACCUUCGUUAAAGGUAAUACGCUACUGCCUCCCUAGGACUUCCCGUUGACGCUGAAUCUUGGCGUGGGUUUUGAUUAGUUUUAAUUUUCUGCGUGGAAGCUCCCAAUACCGUACGAUUCUGCAAUAAAUUAUUUCUUUUACAACAUCGGCAUGUAUUCAAAUAAAUGUAACAAAUUCUGCA